This is a messenger RNA of Megalopta genalis, 1362 nucleotides long. Its product is annotated as protein AAR2 homolog. Gene Ontology annotation, biological process: spliceosomal tri-snRNP complex assembly. Lineage: Eukaryota; Metazoa; Arthropoda; Insecta; Hymenoptera; Halictidae. The record is from RefSeq and is a predicted model, not a curated record.
UUCAUGCAAUUAAUCUUCGAUUACUAAAUUCUUCGAACACUAAAACGAGUGUUCGUUUCAUUCAUAAAUGCAUAAUAAUCCUCAGCGGAAUGAUACGAAAAAGUAAUCUAUAUCAAAACAUUAAUCUGCAUGUUUAGGUUAAUCUCAUUUAACAUAAAUUAAAAAUUUACUUUUUAACGAAGAAAUAAUUAUGGCAUUUGAGAGCAUAGAAAUGGACCAAGAAUUAGCACGAAGGCUUUUAGUCGAAGGUGCUAAAUUAGUUAUAUUAAAUGUUCCAAGUGGGACAGAAAUGGGUAUCGAUUUAAAAUCUUGGAACACAGCAGAUAAUUUUAAGGGUAUUAAAAUGAUUCCACCAGGAUUUCACUAUGUACAUUACAGUGCUAUAGAUAAGUUUGGAGAAUUAGCACCUAAAAUUGGAUUCCUUCAUACAUUUAAGAAAUCUGAAUUUUUAGUCAAACAGUGGGAUGUGAAAACAGAAGAUCUUAGUUCAGAAGCUGUGUCAGAAGAAACAGUACAAAGAUUGAAGGAUAACUUAAAAGAUUUGGAUAAAUAUCUAGGCUGUUAUCCUUAUGAUACAUGGAAACAAUGGAUAGAUUUAACAGAUCACAUUAGCCCAUCUCUUGUUGAACGUUGUUCACCUAUAUGUGGCUUUGUAAGAUCAGCUCUAGAGUUAGAGCCUUGCAGUGAUGCAAUGAGACCAAGAGGAGGAGCAUUGAAUCCAGAAAAAACAAAAAGAACUGGAAUUACUGUGGAAGAAAAGGAGAAUGAGCUGCUUCCCAAUUUAAAACCUAAGCCAGGCACAGAACUUCGAUUAUCCAAGUUGCCUGAUAAAAAUUAUCCAGAUGGAGCAUCACCAAGUGAAAUCACAAAACACUCCCUUGAUUCUAGCUAUGCUCUGGAUACAUUUUUAAAGGAAUUACCACAAUCUAUGGACAUUAUUGGUGAAAUGCAACUGGCAUUUGUUUGUUUCCUCGUUGGACAAAGUUUGGAUGCGUUUGAACAUUGGAAAAAGCUCAUAUGCCUGGUUUGCGGUGCCGAUUCUAUAAUUCCAAACCGACGUGACAUCUUCAUGGAAUUUCUGAAAGCGUUGGAGAUCCAGUUAACUCAUGUACCUGAGGAUGUAUUAUGCGAUAUUGUAGCUAACAAUAAUUUUGUUUACCAAAAUCUACGGAAACUGUUUGGAAGCAUUGAAAUCAAUUCCUAUAUAGAUGGUCGUUUGAAGACUUACGCUACGCGGUUUCGUAAUCGGUUAACGACAAAAUUCUUGUGGGAUUUUUCUAAUUUACACGAAGAAGACGACGAUGAAGCGCCUGUAGUCGUACUAUUGGAAUAAAACAAUACACAUAUGUGUUUAGAACGGAG